Messenger RNA from Aptenodytes forsteri (emperor penguin), 3223 nucleotides. RefSeq names its product SRY-box 4 (gene SOX4). Gene Ontology annotation, molecular function: DNA-binding transcription activator activity, RNA polymerase II-specific; RNA polymerase II cis-regulatory region sequence-specific DNA binding. Bases 1 to 813 code for a protein of 270 amino acids. The record is from RefSeq and is a predicted model, not a curated record. Lineage: Eukaryota; Metazoa; Chordata; Aves; Sphenisciformes; Spheniscidae. The transcript is spliced from 3 exons. Gene Ontology annotation, biological process: cell differentiation; anatomical structure morphogenesis; positive regulation of transcription by RNA polymerase II.
AUGGCGGUCAAGACCCUGCACACCGCGCUGCUGGCCGCCGAGACCUCCGACUCCGGGGCCGGCAUCGAGCUGGGCAUCGCCUCCUCCCCCACGCCGGGCUCCACCGCCUCCACGGGGGGCAAGGCGGACGACCCGAGCUGGUGCAAGACGCCCAGCGGGCACAUCAAGCGGCCCAUGAACGCCUUCAUGGUGUGGUCGCAGAUCGAGCGGCGGAAGAUCAUGGAGCAGUUCCCUGACAUGCACAACGCCGAGAUCUCCAAGCGCCUGGGCAAGCGCUGGAAGCUGCUCAAGGACAGCGACAAGAUCCCCUUCAUCCGGGAGGCGGAGCGGCUGCGCCUCAAGCACAUGGCGGACUACCCCGACUACAAGUACCGGCCCAGGAAGAAGGUGAACUCGGGCAACAGCUCCGCCAAGCCCGGCGACAAGGCGGACAAGGGCGGCGGGGGCGGCGCCGGCGGGGGCACCUCGGAUCACCGCAGCUACACCAGCCUGCGCGCCUCCUCCCCGGCCCCCUCGACGGCGCAUUCCUCCUCCGCGUCCUCCCACUCCUCCUCCUCUUCCUCCUCCGGCUCCUCUUCGUCGGACGACGAGUUUGAGGACGACCUCUUGGACCUGAAUCCCAGCCCCGGCUUUGAGAGCAUGUCCCUGGGCAGCUUCAGCUCCUCGGUGCUCGACCGGGACCUGGAUUUUAACUUCGAGCCCGGCUCGGGCUCGCACUUUGAGUUCCCGGACUACUGCACGCCGGAGGUAAGUGAGAUGAUCUCGGGGGACUGGCUGGAGUCCAGCAUUUCCAACCUGGUCUUCACUUACUGAGGCGAGAGCCGGGCCCUGCUGGAGGAGGCACAGACCCGCGUCGUCGGCAGGACUCGCCCACCCCGCCGGGGCGCUUUUGUUUCUUUUUUUUUCUGGGAAGGGGCUGGUGAGACUGCUUCUUGUGCUCGGGGAGAGAGGCGGCGGGGGAGGGGGCGCCCUCUCCUUGGAGAAAAGGCCAGCAGUCCCCUUCCUCCGGCUGGAGAUGGACCCGCACACACCCCCUCCGAGAGACGAGCCUGACGUUGCUUUUUCAGAGACUGGCGGGAGCGAAACGCUGUCUUCUUCCUUUUCCUUUUUAUUUCCUGAAAAGAGAGACAGCGAAGGGGGGGGGGGGGAACCACACACACCUCUGGGUUCUUUGUUACUGCCCACUUUAUACGAAUAAAGAGGAGGGGGAGCGAUGCGUUGUGCUGAGCGCACACUGGAUGUCUUGAGCAUUCGCCCUUUCGUGUGAAAGAGCGAUCAGAACUGCUUGGAAAAAAGGAGAAAAACAAAAAAUCCACCCAAGCCCUUACAAGGUUCACGUUUGGGGGGAGAAAUCCUGUCCCAGUUUCUUCUGCGGUGAGAGGAGGCGACGAUGAUGGGAGGAGGAGGUGGAUGUGGAUGGAGCUGGACUGAGAUCCUAGUUAAGUGGAGAAGAGCCAGACUUACACUUGAGAGCUGUCUUGGAAAUACGGUGGGGGAAAGAUAAUAAUAAACUGAAACGGAUUUGCACGUACAGAUGAGGUGGCGGCAGCGCUUUUUCUCAGUCACCUUAUGUCAUAUGUAGAGAGAAAAAUAAGGCCGAAACUUCAAGAACACUGAAAACUUCCUUUGAAACAGAGACCGAAUGGGAACAGUUUCUGUCAUGAUGUGGUACAGGGGAACUGGAGGGCGAUGGCUUUUGCAAAAAACAGAAAAUACUAAAAAAAAAAAAAAAAAAAAAGUAGUUUUUUUCUUCUUACUCAGAAUCGUGAUGGUGUUGGAUUAUUUCACUGGUGGGGUUUAAUACAGCAUGUUAUCCUGUCUAUCUUUUUAAGAUUUCUGUAAGACUGUUGAACAGUUUAAAAAAAUAGUGUUAGGAUAAUAUAAAAGCAGAUAGAUGGCGCUAUGUUUGAUUCCUACAAAAAUAUCACCAGCUUUUUUUCAUUCUUAACUCUUUAAAGGAUUCAAACGCAACUCAAAUCUGUGCUGGACUUUAAAAGAAUUCAGGACCAAAUUUUUUCUCAGAGUAUGUAUGUGUUUGUUCCUUAUAGCUGUAAAUGAAAAGACUGUUUUUUCUCACCGAUGCUCCAUCCUCGUAUUGUUUUUUUUCCUUGUAAAUGUAAUCGGAUGCCAUUUUAUAAGUGGACGUAUUUAUACUGGCCAAACAUUUUUGACUUGUAUUUCUUUGUCCUUUUUUGGUAGUUCUCGUUGUUACCCGCACCAUUUUUAUGUCUCCUUCACUGAAGGGCUAGAGUUUUAACUUUUAAUUUUUUAUAUUUAAAUGUAGACUUUUGACACUUUUAAAAACAAAAAGAGAAGAGAGAUGAAAACGUUUGAUUAUUUUCUCAGUGUAUUUUUGUAAAAAAUAUAUAAAGGGGGUGUAAAUCGGUGUAAAUCGCUGUUUGGAUUUCCUGAUUUUAACAACAGGGCCGCUGGUUAGUAUCUCACACGCGUGUGCGCGCUCACGCUCACUCACACUCUCACACACCCACGAAUCAGCCCCUACUUUGUCCAUGUUUACACUCCAAUCUGCAGGCAUCUUAAGGUGACAGCACCCCUCCCCGCCAGUGCCCGCUCUGCAGCCCCCUGCCUUCCCGGGGGAGGGGGCGGGAGGGGGCCGGGGGAGCCAGCGGGGAAGGGAAAGACUGAGGCGUAUACACUGUAUGCUACCGUUUUGGGGAGAAACCUAUCCCGAAAUGAAGUAAAGCAACUGGUGCAUUUACACAGAAGGGAUCCUGUACCUUUAACUUGUAAACCACAUCUUUUGCACUUUUUUUAUAAGCAAAAACGUGCCGUUUAAACCACUGGAUCUAUCUAAAUGCCGGUUUGAGUUCGCGACACUAUGUACUGCGUUUUUCAUUCUUGUAUUUGACUAUUUAAUCCUUUCUACUUGUCGCUAAAUAUAAUUGUUUUAGUCUCUUAUGGCAUGAUGAUAGCAUAUGUAUUCAGGUUUAUAGCUGUUGUGUUUAAGAUGAAGAAAGUGAAAACAUCUUUGUACAUUUAAGUCUGUAUUAUAAUAAGCAAAAAAGAAGAUUGUGUGUUUAUGUAUGUUAAUAUAACAUGACAGGCACUAGGACGUCUGCCUAAUGAGGUGGUUCCGUUAAGGGUUUAACUUUUUUUGUUCUUUUUGUUAUUUUUUUGGUCAUCCAUCCUGUGCAAUAUGCUGUGUAGAAUUUUUUUUUUUUUUUUUUGUCUAACGAUCACCCACGACGCAACGUUUGGAAAG